CAGCUGGGGAAUCUCAAUCCCCAGAAAAUCACUUUCCACCUUGUUCUACCCAUGAAGAUGUCGACACAGCCGGAAAACGAGAAGUUGCCCGACAGAGCCGGUGCGCCGGAGAAGCCUACAGACGAGAGGCGCGAGAAUGAGGAUUCUGACAUCUCCACACCAACCAAUCUUUCCGCAAUAAGCUAUGCUCCUGAAAAAUCACCUCCGCCCACCACCUUCUGGGGAAAAGUGGGUCAUUGGAUGGGAGCUCUUCCGGAAUGGUCAGUUGGCGGGAGGAAGCUAUCGGGCAGGAAGCUCAACUUCUACAUCGCUUUCAUCGCUUCCAAUGGCUUUCUCAUGUUUGGCUACGAUCAAGGUGUAUUGAGUGCCCUGAUUACUCUUCCAUCCUGGCAACGGACCUUCCCUUUGAUGACGCCCAGAGAGGUUUCCAAUCCUGUCUGCUGGAUCGAUGGGGACAACACAAAUGGUCCUGAUCUCUCUCAGUGCACUGGAGAUGCAAACCUCCAGGCUUUUGCUGUUGCUAUCUAUCAAAUAGGGUGUUUCUUGGGCGCUGUUGUCAUCCUGUAUUACGGCGAAAAAUGGGGGCGCAAGCCUUCUACCUUCUGGGGUUCUCUAGUCAUGAUUAUAGGAACUAUCAUGCAAGCAAGCGCCAAUGGCUAUGCACUUCUUUGUGUAGGCAGAAUCGUCGGUGGUGUAGGUAAUGGAAUGGUCACUUCAACUAUCCCAACUUGGCAAUCUGAAUGCGCGCGUCCAGAGAGACGCGGUGUCAUGAUCAUCUUAGCAGGCGCGGUCAUUUCUGGCGGUGUCAUGAUUGCUUAUUGGAUUGACUUUGCUCUUUACUUUGCUGAAGGCACUGUGCAGUGGCGGUUUCCAGUCGCAUUCCAGGCUUUCUUCACUAUCAUCGUCAUGAUCGGUCUACUGUUCCUGCCAGACUCUCCGCGGUGGCUCGCCAUGAAGGGCCGUACGGAUGAAGCGCACGAUGUUCUCUCUCGUUUGCGCGGCGAGGAAAAGGAUCAUCCAGCUGUAUUAGAGGAAUUAAAUAACAUCCAAGAGUCCCUCUACAUUCAGAACAGAGGUGGAGGGUUCAAGUACCGCGAACUAUUUACCAACGGACCGUCUCAGAACUUUCGAAGAACCUUCCUAGGUGCUCUUUCGCAAUUCUGCCAACAAUUUUGCGGUAUCAACUUGGUCACAUACUACGCUACCUACAUUUUUGAGAAUUCUCUUGGUUUCGACGCUCAACUCUCGCGUCUCAUCUCCGCUUGUAACGGAACAGAAUACUUCAUGGCUUCGCUUCUGGCCAUUCCCGCCAUUGAGCGCUUUGGUCGUCGCCGCCUGAUGUUCCUCGGUGCUGCCGGCAUGUCCGCUGCUAUGGCUAUUCUCGCUGGUGUAGUCUCUACUGGCAUCAUCGAUGAAGUCACCGGCGCACCCGUCCUCGAAGACAGAUACGGCAUUACUGCUGUUGUAAUGUUGUUUGUUUUCAACUCCUUCUUUGGUAUUGGAUGGCUCGGCAUGUCCUGGCUGCUCCCAGCCGAAUUGACGAACUUGCGCACCAGAAUCCACGCCAACGCAGUGUCUACUUGCUCCAAUUGGCUAUCCAACUUCGUCAUCGUCAUGAUCGCCCCUCCAGCCUUCACCAAUCUGACCUGGAGAACAUACAUCAUUUUCGCGGUUUUGAACGCCGCUAUCAUUCCUACAGUGUACUUCCUCUUCCCUGAACCCAAGGGACGAAGUCUCGAAGAGAUGGACGUCAUUUUUGCCAGCGCAUGGGCCGAUGGAGUCAGUCCAGUCAAACGCGCAAAGGAGAUGCCAAAGCUUUCCGGCACCCAGGUCGAAACCGAACUUGCGAAGUACUUCGGGGAAGAAGAGGCUCAUAUCCGGAGGAGAAGCUCUGUCGCUCGGCAGCAGCCAGUUGACACUUAA
Messenger RNA from Periconia digitata, 1923 nucleotides. The record is from the annotation of a GenBank genome assembly. Lineage: Eukaryota; Fungi; Ascomycota; Dothideomycetes; Pleosporales; Periconiaceae.